AUGCGCGAAAGAGCCGGAAAGGCGUACGAUCAGGCGAUCGCCUUCAUGCGGAGGACAUACCGCGAUGCCGAAACUGUUUUGGUGCUUGACCACUCUCUCCUUGGCGUGGAUAGUAAGAACUUGACCCGUCUCGGGAUCCUCCUGCGCUUUAUCACUUGCGGCUGGAAACGUCGACUGUGGACUUACCAGGAAGGCGUGCUGGCGAGGAAAUUGCUUGUCCAGUUUGCCGACCGCGCCGUGGAUAUUGACGAGUUCCGCAAGACAUCUGUUUCUUCCGACGAAGCGUUAUGCUUGUCAACGCUGGCGAAUAUGUCUCCUGAACGGGUCAAAAGAGUUUCCGAGAGCGAGAAAGACAAACGUAUGGAGACGUUCUACACCAUUCUGCCUAUCAUCAGCAGACAAAUCAUCUUCUGGCACGGGAGUCGUCUCCAGCAGGUGGGCUUUCGGUGGGCACCGGCUUCGUUCCUGAAUAACAGCAACCUCUAUUUCAGAGAUUGGGACCAUGGCGCAUCGGCGGAGUACAACAAGGCCACGUUAUCCCGUUCUGGACUCUCGUUUGAUUGUCCUGGAAUUCUGCUGGGCAAGCUUAGCGCUGGCUUACAAUCGUUCCUCGUGACCACUGGAUCAGAUGUGUGGUAUCAUGUAAGCUGCCGGCAGUUUGAUGGGCAGGAAGGUCGACCGUUUCGCAUAGUCCCAGACCAGAGUAUGCCCGACGUAUCGUUGGCUCUUCUAAACCCUACUCCUUUCCGCGAAGACUUCACUACCCCGGGAUUUGAGACGCGGAUCUCCCUGAUAGUGGCUAUUGUCGCCGAAGAAGAUGGCACAUUCAUUGCCCAGACACUAUGUCCAUCUUUCGUCUUCCGCAAAGUCGGGAUCGAGGCUGAACUGCCCUUGGUCAUGAAGACGUACCGGUUUUUCAGGACAAUUCUACAGGAACAGCACACGUCUGACGGAAAUGGUGAUUCUGACUCACAGAUCGAUGUCGAGAACGCCUGGGUCCUCGAGGAUAAAUGUCUGAUGGGCCAAUACCAGGCGCGUGGUCGUGUCGCAGUUGUGGAACACGUCCAAAGCCCCGGGUCCGAUCAUGGUGAGUAUCUGUUGUGGGCCGGUACGACUAUGUUGAACGGACGACUCUGUCUCGUGCGCGAAGGUAUGCAUAAUAUUUUCGAAGGUUCGGAGAUCCCAUCGAGACAGAGAUGGUGCCUGGACUGA
Molecule: messenger RNA, 1212 nt
Organism: Cladophialophora carrionii CBS 160.54
Lineage: Eukaryota; Fungi; Ascomycota; Eurotiomycetes; Chaetothyriales; Herpotrichiellaceae
Exons: 2
Coding region: 1-1212 (403 amino acids)
Source: RefSeq, a predicted model, not a curated record